CCUUAUGGGGCCUCAUCCUGGAGUCAAACGAAACUCGCCCAAGUCGUAAACAAAAAGACAGUGAGAGCAGGUGAGGGCAAAACAAAUUCCUCAACCACAACUUUCUCUGAAAUUUGAAAUUUCACUUUCCCGCGCUUUCUUGGCUUCCAAACGCCGAUGGAAUCUUUGUACGUGAAACUCUAUGAUAGGUUCAACAAAUUGAAGAAGAAAAAAUUCAGUGAAUUUGAGGAAAUUAGUAAAGAUCAAGAAUUGAAGUUUCUAAAAUAUGUGAAUGCUGCAGAAGAGUUGAUAGAAUACUUGAGAAAUGAAAAUGACCAGUUACGUGCUCAAGUUAACAACUUGAGAACUGAAGUGGACUCCAUCAGGUCCACCAACAAUGAGCAAGUUGUUGAAUACCAAAAACUUUUAACAGAAGAGAACCAAAAGAAUAAAGCUCUGUCCGAAGAAGUUGAGAGGCUCCGAAAGUUUAAUCAAGAGAGAAUUUCUUCAUGCUUGAAGGAUGACAAAAAUGAUUACAUGCAGCUAAAUACUCCUGAAGGUGCUCAAAUUGCACCCGUAAAGUUGCCCAUGAGCUCCUCUAAAAGAAUGACAAGAAAGCGUAGCAGGGAAAUUAGGACUGAGAGAGAAAGUACAAUUAUGCCUAGUUCUGGUGGCCAAGAUGGUGCAAUUGCAGGAGAAUCAGCAAAGGAUUUAUCAAAAGAAACUGUGUCGAGUGGCGCUUUUGUAUAUGAUCAGCUGCCAGAAUGCUGCAAAAGAGCUAACGACAAAUCAGGUGAUAUACAUAACAUUAGUUCUGCCAACUGCCUUUUUCAAGCUCUUAUUGAAUACUUAGUUGGCAUGAAAUUAUCUGCACUUAUCCAUACUGAUGGAGUAAGCAUUUCAGCUCUGCAUCAAUCAAGUGGUUACUCAUUCAGUCUAACCUGGAUAGAAAAUGUAGGCGGGAAGGAAUCGGAGCUGCUCUACCGUGUAGUUUCUCUAGGAACAUUUGAGAGGGUAGCACCCGAGUGGAUGAGGGAGGUCCUAAUGUUUAGUAUAAGUAUGUGUCCGAUAUUUUUCGAGAGGAUAGCCCGUGUGAUCAAGCUACAUCGCUAAUAGCUAAUUCUGCAAAUUCACAGGCUCGUUUAUUUCCUUUUAGAUAGCGAUGCCGAAAUGUUCCUUUUUCUACUUGCUUUAGCAUAUGUGAAAUUAUGUAGUAAAAUUUGUUUGUCAUAUUCACAUAAUCGUGAGACUUGAACCGCUUUUUUCUGAUAUAUUUUGAUCAUUUAGAUGAAGAAUAUUUCAACUUAAC
Molecule: messenger RNA, 1288 nt
Organism: Mangifera indica (mango)
Lineage: Eukaryota; Viridiplantae; Streptophyta; Magnoliopsida; Sapindales; Anacardiaceae
Exons: 9
Coding region: 157-1092 (311 amino acids)
Biological process (GO): developmental process involved in reproduction
Source: RefSeq, a predicted model, not a curated record